This is a messenger RNA of Eubalaena glacialis (North Atlantic right whale), 453 nucleotides long. RefSeq names its product ubiquitin-conjugating enzyme E2 N-like. Lineage: Eukaryota; Metazoa; Chordata; Mammalia; Artiodactyla; Balaenidae. Gene Ontology annotation, biological process: protein K63-linked ubiquitination; DNA damage tolerance. The record is from RefSeq and is a predicted model, not a curated record. The transcript has a single exon. Gene Ontology annotation, molecular function: ubiquitin conjugating enzyme activity. The coding region runs from base 1 to 453 and encodes 150 amino acids. Gene Ontology annotation, cellular component: nucleus.
AUGGCCGGGCUGCCCCAUGGGAUUAUCAAGGAAACCCAGCGUUUGCUGGUUGGACCAGUUCCCAGCAUCAAAGCAGAACCAGAUGAGAGCAACACCUAUUAUUUUCAUGUGGUCCUUGCUGGCCCCCAGGGUUCCCCCUUUGAGGUGGGGACUUUUAAACUUGAACUCUUCCUUCCAGAUGAAUACCCAGUGGCAGCCCCUAAAGUAUGUUUCAUGACCAGAAUUUGUCAUCCUAAUGUAGACAAGUUGGGAAGAAUAUGUUUAGAUAUUUUGAGCGGUCCCCAGCACUGCAGAUCUGGCACAGUUCUGCUAUUGAUCAAGCCUUUGUUAAGCGCUCCCAAUCCGGAUGAUCCAUUAGCAAAUGAUGUGUCGCAGCAGUGGAAGACCAACAAAGCCCAAGCCACAGAAACACCUAGAGCAUGGACUAGGCCAUAUGCCACGAAUAAUAUUUAA